AUGAGCAGCAAGACGUGGGUGUGUCCCUAUUGUUGCCAGAAGAAUUGGUUUCCGGCGAAGUACCAGGGGAUGUCCGAGACGAGCGUGCCGUUGGAGUUGAGCGCGGAGGCGACGACGAUAGAGUACAGGGUGAGGGAGGCGGGGCCUGGGAUAGGGUUUUUGAUGUUGGUGGACACGUGCGUGGAGGAGGGCGAGUUGGAGGAGUUGAGGGGUUGUUUGUUGAGGGUGUUGCGAGAGGUGCCGUCGAAUUCGUUGGUUGGCUUGGUGACGUUUGGCAGCACGGUGCAGGUGUACGAGUUGGGGGGGGAGGAGUGCGAGUACGAGGUGGUGUACGCGUUUGGGGGGGAGGAGGAGAUGAGUCCGAGGGACAUGGGCGCGUACUUGAACGUGGAGAGAGACGCGAGGCAGAAGGCUCAGGUCGGAGUGGGCAAUCGGUUCAUGGCGCCUUAUGCGAAGUGUAGGAGGAACAUGGAGGCCGCGUUGAGGAACUUGUCGCCGGAUCCGUUCGAGGUGCAGAAGGGCAGCAGGCCGCGCCGGUGCAUGGGCAUGGCGGUCAGCACGGCGAUAUGCUUGUUGGAGAGCGCGCUGUCCGGGUCCGGGGGGAGGAUCAUGCUGUUUGCGGGCGGUCCCGGCAACGUGGGAUUGGGCGCCAUCGUCGGACAGCGAAUCAAGGACCCCAUUCGCACGCACAACGAGCUGCACCGAGAGUGCGCGCCCUACGUGCACCAGGCGAGCAAGUUCUACAGCACGUGGAGCGAGAAGCUCGUGGCGAACGGACACGCCUUCGACAUGUUUUCCUGCUCUCUGAACCAGACGGGACUGCUGGAGAUGCGCAAGCUGAGCGAGAGCACGGGCGGCAUCGUCGUGUUGGCGAACGGGUUCAGUUCUCCGGAAUUCCAGAAAAGUCUGUUCAAAUUGUUCGAAAAAGACGAGUCCGGAAAUUUGAACAUGGCGUUUCUCGGGGUGGUGGAGGUCGUGGUCACCUCGCCCCUCGCGGUUAGCGGGUGCGUUGGACACGUGUCGCCAAUGGACGGCGUCGGCCCGGGCAUCUCCGGCAGCCCGAUAGGCCGCGGCACCAAUCGGUGGAGGGUCUGCGCCUUGGACUCCUUUUCCACCCUCGGAAUUUUUUUUGAGUACAAACCUGUCAAAGUCAGACCGAAGCUCGCCUCCGCGUCCGAACAGCGCGCGGUCGUCCAGUUCCGCGUCGAGUACCAGCACGCCUCGGGCGCGCGAGUCCAAAGGGUCACCACGGUCUGUCGCACCGUGCUCCUCCCGGGCACGUCGCCCCUCCAACUCAUCCAGGGCUUCGACUACGAGUGCGCCGCCGCUCUGUUUGCCAGACUCGUCGUCCACAAGAGCGAGAAGGAGGACCUGAACUGCCUCGCUCAAAUCGACAAGCAUCUCAUCCUCCUCAUGAAGAGGUUCUGCUCCUACACCAAGGACCUCCCCUCGUCCAUACAGGUUCCCCAGGAGCUGACUCUCUACAGCCAGUUCAUGUACUACUUCAGGCGAGGACCGCUCAUCCAAAUCUUCAACAACACCCCGGACGAGUCCGUGUUCUUCCGGUUCUACCUCUCCAGGGAGUGCGUCGGCAACGUGGUCAUCAUGCUCCAGCCUACGCUCGACUCCUACACGCUCGACUCCGACCCCGUGCCCGCGUUUCUGUCCUCCAGUAGCAUCACGCCCAACAACGUCCUCCUCCUGGACACCUUCUUCCACCUCGUCGUCCACGUGGGCACCACCAUCGCGCAGUGGAGAGACGCUGGCUACCACCUGAACCCCGAGUACGAGAACCUCAAGGAGCUCCUCACCGUCCCGUUCUCGGACGCUCAGUCCCUCCUCUCGGACAGACUCCCCGUACCCAUCUACAUAGAAUGCGACCAGCACACCAGCCAGGCCAGGUUCCUCAUCGCCAUCGUCGACCCCGCCACCACGCACCUCACGCAGAGCACGAUCAGGCCGUCGGCCGACCAGCCCUCGUCGCAGGUCAUCCUCACCGAAGACUCGAGCUUGCAGACGUUCAUGAACAGACUUUUCUACCUGACUUGCAAGGAAAACUAA
Molecule: messenger RNA, 2061 nt
Organism: Schistocerca gregaria
Lineage: Eukaryota; Metazoa; Arthropoda; Insecta; Orthoptera; Acrididae
Exons: 1
Coding region: 1-2061 (686 amino acids)
Biological process (GO): COPII-coated vesicle cargo loading; intracellular protein transport; endoplasmic reticulum to Golgi vesicle-mediated transport
Cellular component (GO): endoplasmic reticulum exit site; COPII vesicle coat
Molecular function (GO): zinc ion binding; GTPase activator activity
Source: RefSeq, a predicted model, not a curated record